This is a messenger RNA of Rhinolophus ferrumequinum (greater horseshoe bat), 934 nucleotides long. Its product is annotated as peptidyl-prolyl cis-trans isomerase A-like. Gene Ontology annotation, molecular function: peptidyl-prolyl cis-trans isomerase activity. The transcript is spliced from 2 exons. The record is from RefSeq and is a predicted model, not a curated record. Gene Ontology annotation, biological process: protein peptidyl-prolyl isomerization. Bases 401 to 715 code for a protein of 104 amino acids. Lineage: Eukaryota; Metazoa; Chordata; Mammalia; Chiroptera; Rhinolophidae.
UGCUCUCCCGCCCCUCCAGACCUGCCUGCCAGGACCCCUCUGCGACAGUGGCUCCGGCCCACUGUGGACCAAAGCCAGGCGCCAGUGUCCUGCUAAUGGCAGGACCCAAACCCCCGGCCCUCGAGAGCCCCUCCGGGGCCGGUCUUCAGCACCCCCAGGGGCAGGGCUCCGGAGGAGAGCUCAGUGGCACAUAACUGUUUUCAAAAAUUGAUGAAUUUGGCCUUCCGGACGCCGCCGCCCAGACCUACCUGCACUCAGCCAUGGGCCCAAGGGCCGCGUCUCUUUUGAGCUGUUUGCAGACAAAGUUCCAAAGACAGCAGAAAACUUUCGUGCCCUGAGCACUGGGGAGAAAGGAUUUGGUUAUAAAGAUUCCUGCUUUCACAGAAUUAUUCCAGGAUUUAUGUGCCAGGGUGGUGACUUCACACGCCAUAACGGCACAGGUGGCAAGUCCAUCUAUGGGGAGAAGUUUGAUGAUGAGAAUUUCAUCCUGAAGCAUACAGGUCCUGGCAUCCUGUCCAUGGCAAAUGCUGGACCCAACACAAUCGGUUCCCAAUUUUUCAUCUGCACUGCCAAGACAGAGUGGUUGGAUGGCAAGCACGUGGUCUUCGGCAAGGUGAAAGAUGGCACGAAGAUUGUGGAAGCCAUGGGGCACUUUGGGUCCAGGAAUGGCAAGACGAGCAAGAAGAUCACCAUUGCUGACCAUGGACAACUCUGAUGCAUUCGACUGCUUUUCUCUUAACCAGACCGUUCCUUCUGUAGUCAGGAGAGCACCCCUGCCCCAUCUGCUCGGAACACCCCAUAAUCUUUGUGCUCUUGCUGCAGUUCAUUGGUUUCUGUAUUUUCCUUGUCCCCUCCAAGUCUAGCUGGGUUGCAGAGUUAAGUUUAUGAUUAUGAAAUAAAAGUUAAACAACAAAAAAAAUCGAUGAAUUUGAUG